AUGGUCAAGAGUUGUUCACCCUGUCAACACCAUCAGAAUUUGAACACUAAGGAACCCCUUGUGUCACAUGAUGUCCCUCCACGACCUUGGCAUACCCUGGGCUCAGAUAUCUUUCAUUGGAACAAUGCUGAUUAUCUACUUGUCACAGAUUAUUAUAGCAAAUUCCCUGUCAUUCGCAAACUACCAAACCUCCAAUCAUCGACUGUUGUUGCCAAUCUCAAAGCUAUCUUCGAGGAACAUGGUAUUCCAAGCAAGAUGAUUUCCGACAAUGACACACAGUAUACCUCAUCUACCUUUCAAGAAUUUAGUCGUACGUAUGGUUUUACACACGUUACAUCAAGUCCUAUGUACCCUCAAUCUAAUGGUCUUAGUGAAAGAGCAGUACAGACGGUGAAACGAUUGUUGCAGAAAUGCAAGGAAUCUAACCUUGAUCCUCACUUAGCUAUGCUGUGCUUGCGAAGCACUCCCCUGAGUCACGAUCUUCCAUCACCUGCAGAACUAUUAAACUCCAGAAUCUACCAAACUAAUCUACCAGCUGUAUCAAGUCCAUCGUGUUCGGCUAGCGGAGAUGUCAAUGUGAAGUUACAACAUCGACAAGACCAGAAAAAGAUUCUGUAUGGCAAGCCAUCAAAGUCUUUACCCACACUUCCAGUACGCAGUCAUGUUCGCUUCUUUGAUCCUGGGUCUAACGUCUGGCAGCCUGGUACUAUACAAGGUGUAGCGUCUACCCCUCGGUCGUAUGUGGUAGAGACAGAAAGAGGUUCAUUCCUGCGAAGAAACCGAAAACAUCUUCAUCCAACUGGUGAAAGUUUUAGCGGUGACAGUGAAAUCCAGCUCAGUGAUAACAUUCCGUUUGAAGUUUGCGCUACAAGUAAGGAUUUACAAGCUGAUGAUGCAAGGAAUCAAAUGUCAACCAGUGAAGAUCCCACAGUUCAAAGUACAGUGAAUGCUGUCGCUCCCCCUGAGCUUCGAAGGUCAAGUCGAAGAAACAAAGGCAAAAUGCCUGAAAGACUGAACUUGUGAACAUUAUCUAUAGUGUUAUUACUAGAACAUUGUCAUAGUUUACUUUUAGAUGAACAUUUAUUUAGGUAGUCGUAAAUGAACAGUCUGAAAAAGAGAAGAAAAAAAAAGUUUUUUUAGAGAAGAGGGGAUGUUGUGAUUUGCAUGUCACGUCACAUCCGGUUCCAUAGCUAUACAUGCUUCAU
Molecule: messenger RNA, 1205 nt
Organism: Paramuricea clavata
Lineage: Eukaryota; Metazoa; Cnidaria; Anthozoa; Malacalcyonacea; Plexauridae
Source: the annotation of a GenBank genome assembly